GUGAUUUUACUGGACGCAACCUAGAAAGUCCAUUAGAGUUGUCAAAAUAUAUGGAGCAAGAAGAUAUAGAUUUAGAAAGUAGGCGCAACUCAGCAGAUUAUCUUGUCCUACUGAUUAGAGGUAAGUUUGUCGAUUCUGAUGCAGAAUGAUCUGCGCAUGAUCAUGAUGGUGCUCAGAGAACGAGCUCUCGGUUAAUCCUGGAAAAACGGAGAUUAUUCUUUUUUAGGAGUAUGGUGCCUUGCAACUUCAAGCUUCCUAGCUUGUUUGGGAUUGGGCUCGUUCUAUCCGCGCAAGUCCGAUAUGUCCGUGUGAUACAGGACCGCAAACUCUGGAAUAAACACAUUGAGGCCCAAUCGAGUUAGGCUAAUGUAAUUUUUUGGGUCUACUUUAAGGGUACUUGGUAAGGGAUGGGGCUUCAACCACACAUUAUGCACUGGUUGUACUCUGUACUGGUGAGGUAUCUCUGGUGUAGUGGACUUGUGGACUUCCAUGGGGAAGAACUGUAGCCGCACCAUUAUGACUAAAUGCCCAAAGAAAAGCCUCUCUAAGCAUUACAGGCGCUUUGAGAUCCACCCCUACGGUAGCCAUGGAAUGUCUGUUGGGUUUACCUUUCUUACACCUUGUAAUUACAGAGAUGGCUAUGAAGACAUCUCUUAGAGUCUGGGAACAGGGACAAUGGCGUGACAAUGGACUGUUUAGGGGCGAGGGCUCUCAAGAUGGUGGAGGAUGUCAAUGCGUCCCUCCUCCACAGAGGGGACCGCACGGGCACCAGCUUUUACUUCGCCGAACCCUACACGGCAAUUGUUCCUGAUAGAGGACCUACGGUCUACACCAAACAGGCUUCUUGUGCCUGAAGGUCCCACUUGGUUCACUGAUGCCUCUGUGCUGUCCACAAGAAUCAUAGUGGGAAUUGUGGGACCUUGUUUUAACCUGUCCAUCCUCCUAGGGAAGGAUUAUACUCCGAAAAACACAUCUAUAUGUUGUGAGAGUCAGGCAACCCCGAAACCCCUUUCAAAGGAAAAGGUUAACUCAUAUUCAGUAAGGGAAUGCAAGGAAGUUCUGCGCGAGCUGGGCUCCAGUAACGUUGUAAACGUUAUUUGGUGUCGGGCGCACUCGGGGCGUCCUGGAAACGAGAAGGCAGACAUACUUGCUAUGCGGGGGGGCCGCUAACUUUUGUUGUUCCGGCAAUUACUGACUACCUAUUAAACAAACAUUCAAAAAAUGGGACUGACUGGUUGCUCCCGGAUGCAGGAGCACUGAUGAAACUGUUGAACCUAUUCUGUUCCAUCUGCAAAAACCUUGUACAGUUAAAAGGAUGACACAGAUGGAAACACAACACCCACUAUGGUAAGGGUAAGAGGAAACCUUAUCUGUCUACGCUUAGUUUUUCGUUCGCCUGUCUCAGGGCUCGAGUCUCUUCAACUACAAGCGGACAAACAAUGGGUCACUAAGCCUAGUUCAGCCCGGUUUGGCAGUGCACGUAAAAGAAGAGAAGGAGUAAUUCAGCAAUUUUAGGGAAACGCGAUUACGUCGAUGGAGGCUAAUGUCAAGAUAAAUUGACAGAAUUGGUAUUGUCCGCAGUGACGCAGCAUAGACAAUGGGUAAAAUUAGAAAGAAAUUAAUUUAGAAUAACUUCUUUUGUGCAACAACACGGUUCAUUUAAUGAGUAAGUCGCAAGAAGUGCUGCAGAUACUUUCAUGACUUAAAAGAGUUAGUGGAGUCCAACAAAUUUAAAUUAUUGAAUUGAUGUGGCUGAUUCUCGAUGAAAAUCCAUAAUUGAACUUGAAACAGAUUUUACUAUUUUCACAAAAUAAGUUUUCAAACCACAACACAUAUUUCACUAU
Coccinella septempunctata (seven-spotted ladybird) is the source of this 1844-nucleotide messenger RNA. RefSeq lists its product as uncharacterized. Bases 727 to 1170 code for a protein of 147 amino acids. The transcript has 2 exons. Gene Ontology annotation, molecular function: RNA-DNA hybrid ribonuclease activity; nucleic acid binding. The record is from RefSeq and is a predicted model, not a curated record. NCBI's taxonomy places the organism in Eukaryota, Metazoa, Arthropoda, Insecta, Coleoptera, Coccinellidae.